GAAGAUGUAUAACUGACUAAUGCGCGGAGAGUCAAACAGGUGGUCGACAGCUGCAAUUUUGGACAACUUUGUGAGUGAACUCAACAAACUGUGCCACUAACCUUGGAUAAGUAGGGUACUAAGAUGCCCAAAAGCGAUACCUGGCCAGGUGGCAUUGGAUUGGAGACCAUGACUGGCAUGGACAGUGCUGGCAGCUAUGACAGCGUUGUCAGUGCCAAUUCUGUCUUUAGCGAUGAUAGUCUGGAGCACCUGUCUGCUGAAGAGAAAGCCUGUCUCAUGUUUUUGGAGGAGACUAUUGAGUCUUUGGAUACUGAGGAGGACAGUGGACUGUCCAAUGACGAGCCUGACCUACUGCCCAGCCCUGGCAACCUUGCUACCAAACUGGCUGACCUGUCAGCCUCCAUGAGCAAAAGCAAGCUGAACAAUUCACAGAAACCUGCCUCUAAAGAGCCAAUCAAGGAAAAUGCUGACACUAAGCCCAUGCAGAGCUACCUGGUUCCUACACCUCUUGUUAUGGCGAGCAGCACUAUGUGUUCUGUACCCAGUACUAAACCAGGCAUUCCUCCAGACAAAAACCUCUACUCCAAGCCUCAGUUCACUCCUUCAAGCAGCAAACCUGGUCACAAACACAACCAGAAACCUGUCACUCCCCCUGUACCUUUGGAGGUUAAUGUUGUGAUACCUCCUCCCACCAAACCGAGAGAUAACUCACUUAGGGCAGCUGAGAGUCCUUUACCUAGAGGACCUCUGUCCUACGAGGCACUUGUUCAUCUGCGAAGGAGUGCCUCCACAAAGAAGACCCCUUUGUGUCCCACAGUUGAUCAUACUAUAGACUUGGACAAGCGCCUUCCUUCUUCAAUGGAAGGUCCAAACCUUGGAAACCUGCCAAGAUCUGAGAGAUCUCACUCUGAGUCUUCCAAGUCUAAGACAAGUCCUCCAGUUGUGGCCCCUAAACUCAAAAAGAUUCCUGCCAACACAUCUGUGAAACCACCAAACGAAGCUUUGAUAACCUCAGACUCUUCAUACAGUGUCAAGCAUGCGACAGAUCCCCAGGUGGUGAGACUGACAGCUUUGCAGAAGCUUGGGCUCCUGAACGACCAACAGCCAGAAAAUAGGAUAGUAGCCCCCCUAUCUCCCCCUAAAUCUCACUCCUUUUUGGACCCAACACCUAAGAGAUAUACAAAAGGUCCAUCUAACGGUAAUCCAUCAAGAAGCCCAUCGUUUUGUUACUCUCAAGUGCCCACAGAGCCUAAGAACAAGCUGCUGCAGAGCAGUGCCAGUUUCCAUAACUACUCAAGACGUGACCAACAGUCUGUAUCUGCAUCACAUCCUGUCCAAUCCAAUGGAUUGAAGGCAGCUGGUUUGGAGCGCUCUGCUACCGUGAACAGCUACAGGAAUGGUGGAAACUGUCCUGAACUGGGACAUAUGACAGCAGCCGAGCCAGUGAAAACCACCACUACAGCUCAGCCUGCCUCCCACAAACCUUCAAACGCAGUUGCAUAUACUGUGAUGGUGGUGCCUGGGAUGGGAGCUGAUCGAAAAGAAGCGCUCAGAAAGCUUGGACUGCUCAAAGACUGAAAACUGGUAAACAACAGAAGUCUGCCUGCUUAAAUGCAGUGCUUAGAGAGAGUUCAAGAGUACCAUCAGAUUAAAGAGAGUUACAGCAUUAAGCGGGAACUUGGCACUUGACACUUUGGCAAAUUUAAGCAUGAGGAUGAAGAAGAACAACUUAAAAGGAAAUAACAGCACUUUUAAUCUAGGUCAUGCUAUUUUACUUACUUGAGGGCAGUUUUUCCCCAACUAUUGUACUGUAGGUCUGAAGAGUAUCUGGAAUGGAAAUCUCUUAUUGUGUUUACUGUAACAAAUUUCAGUUAGGCGCAACAGGACACCAAAUCAGCCUAAGACUGCAUAUGGAAAAAGUAAGCAGUAUAAACAUCACUAUAGUCCUUCACCCUUAAAUCUCCAAAUCAGAUGCGGCAUUGGUUUUCUGAAUGUUUAAAAUACAGUUUUGCAUAUACUAGUAUGUAUACUCACUUUUGGGGCUAUAAGAAAUUAUUUGUCCUAAUUCAGAUGUAGGAAAUUACGUUGCAGUAAGCCUUGGUGUGCACAAAAAAAUCCUACUUUAGAAUAGUGGUGACACACUGAAAGCAAGCCACAGUGUGGUUUUCUAUGAAUCUUGUUCCUUCCUCAUUACAUAACAGUACAUAACACGCUGUUCCACUCUACUUGUACCUAAAGGAAACAUUAACCCCAAUCAAGAGAAUUUUAACGUUACUGAUUGUUUUGCAAUUCACAGAUGUGCCUAUAAGUGGAUCCUUGAGAACAUUACUUGGAGCAAAGCUGCAAAAAAAAGUUUAUGCAGCUGAUCAUUAUUAUAAAACAAAACUCUGAAAAUGUUUUGGGGUGAUUUUUCAGUCUUUUCUAAACUAUAGUAGCUAUCAGAAUUACAUGAUUAUUAAGAUCUGAUGUACCAGUAGCUCACAGAUUUGUUUCUACUAUGAUUUUAAACUGUAUAUGUUGUUUAGAUGGUCUCAAAACAUGUAUGACAAGGUGGGUUCAUGUGACUGCCUUCAUGGUUUAAAUACUGGAGAUGUUCAUGAGUGAAAAAAAAUGACAAUGUGAUUAUUUCUACCAGCUCUUUACCAUUUCCAUAAAGUCAUCACUGAAAAUAAAAAAAAUUAUUGAAAUCUUUAUCAUGACAUCUAAGCACAGUAUUACAGCAGCCAUCUGUUUCUGCGCAAGUGAGAAAAUACAGUAAAUUUUUGAGUUGUGAAGCCUAGUUUUUGAAACUGUUGCCACGCCUUGUGGACUGUUUCACUUUGACAUGUAAUUAAGUUGAGCUCUAAAUGGUUUGCCCUUUCAGACUGAGCGGUUGAACAACAGUCACAAAGAGGCAAAAACCCUUUUAAGUCAAAUCGCAUCCCUGUAAACCUGCAAGUGACUUUACCUCUCAGCUUCACCCAGCUCUCCACUUACAGAAUGACUAUCAGUCAAACUACUCAUCUUACAGGCCACUCGGGCGAUGAGAAAGCCUGCUCAGCUGUUCUUCCAUUAUCCGAUUAUCCUGAGCCCCACCUCCAUGUGAACUUAGCAAACCGGUGCUUUCCUUUCUUUGUCCUCUUGAUAUCCCUUGCAUGGAAGACUUCUAAUUCCUCGUACUGACUUAUUUGAAUGGCUAGGCGAUUCUUAUGUAACAGUACCGAAGCCUCAAUGGAAUUAGUGUGUGGUUGACUAUUGC
Molecule: messenger RNA, 3238 nt
Organism: Seriola aureovittata
Lineage: Eukaryota; Metazoa; Chordata; Actinopteri; Carangiformes; Carangidae
Exons: 4
Coding region: 124-1578 (484 amino acids)
Source: RefSeq, a predicted model, not a curated record